AUGGCAUACGAUCGGUACUGUGCCGUGUGCCACCCUUUGAGCUACUCCACGACCCUCACGGGUUCCUUUCUUAGGAAGGCAGCUGCUUUUGCUCUUUCCAGAAGCGUUUUGAUGGUGACGCCAUUUGUAUUCCUCCUCGAUAGGCUACCAUUCCAACAAAGCAACCUGAUAGAGCACACCUACUGUGAGCACAUGUCGGUGGCCAGGUUGGCCACGGGGGACAUCAUGGUCAAUGCGGUGUACGGGCUGGUCAUCGCCGCUUGUGCCACUGGUCUUGACAUCGCUCUCAUUUCCGUUUCCUAUGGAUUCAUAAUCUCAGCUGUUGUGAGGUUACCAUCCUCUGAGGAUCGAUCCAAAGCCUUCAACACAUGCGUGUCACACGUCUGCGUCAUUGUUCUCUUCUACACGCCGGCGUUCUUCUCCUUUAUUGCUCACAGAGUCGGCCACAAGUACAUACCUCUGCAGGUCCACAUCCUGGUGGCCAACCUGUAUGUCCUGGUCCCUCCGAUGAUGAACCUGAUCAUCUAUGGCAUAAAACUGAGAGAAAUCCGGCAACGGGCAUUCACCAUGUUCUCUAGAUUUGUAGGCGGAGACCAAAACUGA
This is a messenger RNA of Staurois parvus, 603 nucleotides long. The record is from the annotation of a GenBank genome assembly. NCBI's taxonomy places the organism in Eukaryota, Metazoa, Chordata, Amphibia, Anura, Ranidae.